This is a messenger RNA of Letharia lupina, 474 nucleotides long. RefSeq lists its product as uncharacterized. The record is from RefSeq and is a predicted model, not a curated record. The transcript has 2 exons. NCBI's taxonomy places the organism in Eukaryota, Fungi, Ascomycota, Lecanoromycetes, Lecanorales, Parmeliaceae. The coding region runs from base 1 to 474 and encodes 157 amino acids.
AUGUCCAUCCCAUCCGACUACCUCCUCGUCGCAACCCACCUCGCGCACUCCCCCUCCCUCCUGGAAGCCUUCGUCCACGAAAGCCUCCUCCGCCUGACCAACAUCUCCAUCCCGGUAACCAUAGACGACGUAACGCGCAACCUCCCCACCUCCCCACCGACGACCGUCCCCGAAGACGUCGUCGCCAUCCUGAUCCGGCAGCGCGCACUUCCAGCCACGAUCGGCGUGAACGGGGUGGAGGCCGGGUACGUCGUGACGGAGACCGCGAGCAGCACCGCCGAGGUGUUUUGGGUGCUGUUUGUGAAUUUCGGGCCGGGGCGUGCGUGUACGGUGGAGGGGGCGGUGGAGGUGCGGUAUUUUUACCCAAGGGAUGCGGACGCGCGGGCGAUGUUCUUGGCGGCGUACUAUGACGAUUCGGUCAUCGCCUUCCGCGUCAUCGAGAUAGCGAACGACUCUCAACGGGUCGAGGACUAA